CCGCCCCCUGUUUCAGUUUCGUUUCUCGCCCUGGCCGGACCCAGUAGAAGGCGCUCGGGAGACUAAAGGCGGCGCAGGUUUCCUCGGUAUCAGCAGAGCCAUGUCCGACCCCAGCGUCAGCUCCUUCCUCAUCAACCUCCUGUGUAACCAUGAGGGUCGCCUGCGCCGCUCCCAACUGGGCGACCUCCUGCAACUGCCGCCCGAACAGAUCGAUCAGAUUCUCCAAGAGGAGCCGCUUCGCUUCUCGGUAUCGGACGAUCUGGUUCUGGCCCGGACUUCCCUGCGCAUCUGUCCCCGGUACCUGAAAGACGAAGAAGAAGAGGAGCCGUGCGACAAGCUGCAUCUUUGUCGCCGCUACUUGCUGGGAAAAUGCUGGACCUCCAGGAGGGCUCACUGCAAGUUUUCUCACGACACCGACUCAGAACAUAACAAGGCCGUGCUGAAAGCGCACGAGAAUUAUGGAUUUAAUGAUGAUGGGCUGAAAGUCCUUCUUCUACAGAAUGAUCAUUCACUUCUGCCUGAGGUGUGUUUAAAAUAUCUGCAUGCCAGUUGUGACCGAGAAAACGGCUGCUCUCGGCUCCAUGUCUGCGGUUAUUUCACUCGUGGCGAGUGCAGCCGGCAAAACUGCAGACACUCCCACUGCCUCCUGGAAUCCAGCGUAGACUAUAUAAAGAAGCAGAGCUGCCGUUCCCUUGUGUCCAUUGAAAACUUCCAGAUGCUUUGUGUUAUCAAGUGCAACGAGGCGGUCAAUAUGCGGAAGGCGCAGGCUAAAGAUGGAGAACAGUGUGGCCCCUCGGGAGCACGGAGAGGCAGAGGCAGGGGACGGGGGCGGGGGCGGGGCAAAACCCAGAAAAUGCGAGGCAGGCCAGGGCACCGUCUCGCUAGAGGGUCCAGAAGCCAAAGUACCCCAGGGAGGGGUGACAGUCGGUGCAGUACACCCGAUGAAUUAGAUGGUGAUGAUGAUGAUGGAGUAUUUGAUCCACAUUCGGGAGACAAACAAGAUGAAUUUGCGCCAAUGUCAUCUGCUGUGUCUAUGACAUUUUUCUCAACAUGCCAGCCCACCCCAUAUCCACUACUCGAAAUACCACCGAGAACAAGAUCACUGAAUAUAAAUGAUUUACCAAUAUACAGUGGGCAGAAAGUCAACAGCAGUCAGGAAAACUAUGUCCCGGCUGCUUCCGUAUUGAAGACACAGAAAACCAAAUCUGCGGUCAUCCCUCCAAAUAACCACAGACUCACCAACACUGUGACUGUGCAGCAGAAGCUCAACUCUAACAUCAUCAGUCCAAACAGCCAUGUGGCUCCAUUCCCCACAUCUACUACUGAACGGAAAUACAACUCCACCACCAGCAUACUUGGCAUGUACACAACCCCUACUACCACAUCAGUGGAGAAGAUCAACUACACCACCACCAAUCCUGGCAUGUCUGCAACCAUUGGCUCUACAUCUGUGGCACAGAAAGUCAACUCUACUACCACUGGCAUGUCUGCAACCACUAGUUAUACAUAUGGAGUCAACACGACCACCACUAAUCCUAGCAUCUCUGCAACCACUGGCUCUACAUCUGUGGCGCAAAAGGUCAACUCUACUACCACUGGCAUGUCUGCAACCACUAGUUCUACAUCUGUGGCACAGAAAGUCAACUCUACUACCACUGGCAUGUCUGCAACCACUAGUCCUACAUCUGUGGCACAGAAAGUCAACUCUACUGCCACUGGCAUGUCUGCAACCUCUAGUUCUACAUCUGGAGUUAACCCCACCACCACCACCAAUCCUAGCAUGUCUGCAACCAAUGGCUCUACAUCUGUGGCACAGAAAGUCAACUCUACUACCAUUGGCAUGUCUGCAACCACUGGCUCUACAUCUGUGGCACAGAAAGUCAACUCUACUACCAUUGGCAUGUCUGCAACCACUGGCUCUACAUCUGUGGCGCAAAAGGUCAACUCUACUACCACUGGCAUGUCUGCAACCACUAGUUCUACAUCUGUGGCACAGAAAGUCAACUCUACUACCACUGGCAUGUCUGCAACCACUAGUUAUACAUAUGGAGUCAGCUCUACUACCAGCAGUCCAGUGAAUUUGCCUGUUUACAUUACUAAGAAGGAACCCGACCGGCCUGUUGAAUAUAGUGAGAUCUGUCUCCAUCACAUCUGGAAGUACUGCAGGCUUGGGAACAAAUGCAGUGAGAUGCAUUAUCAUUUGCCCUACCGCUGGCAGGAGAAACUGGACAACAAGUGGCAAGACGCUACCAGCAUGGAUGCAAUGGAGAGGGCAUUCUGCCAACCGAAGAACGACAGUUACUUUGGGAUCAGUUUUGCAACAAUGACCUAUGGGCCGAUACAAAUCCGCCGAUUGUCCACACCUUCAUCAGCCACGAGAUCCCCUGAGUUUGUCCUGACCACGGAGUGGAUCUGGUACUGGCAGGAUGAACUGGGAACAUGGAUUGAGUAUGGAAAAUCCAACACAAAGCAGGUGAGCGCCUCAAUAACCUCACUGGACCUGGAGUCCAUCUAUCUUGCUGAUCCGAAAUCCGUGGUUCCGUUCCAGGCUGGAGGUCAAAGCUAUGAAAUCAGUUUCAAUGACAUGAUUCAGAAAAAUAUUGCGUACAUGACUCAGAAGCGAAUCCGCCGGAGACCGAAGUACCAGUCGUGUGAAGAUGUGCAGAAACUCCGGGGGACGAUAAAAGAAAUACCAAGCAGUUCUCCUCUAAGGAAUGGAAAUUACCCAUCAGAUUGGGACACCUCGGCCCUGCCUGAGAUCGGAUAUAAGUUGGUGCCCGUCCCUGAGUCUUCCCCUGAGUACACGCGGGUCCUUGGCCUCUUUAAUAGAACCAUGUCUGGCCAAACAGUGAAGAUCCAGCGCAUCCAGAACAAGUCUCUCUGGGAGGUCUACCAGUGGCAAAAGGUUCAGAUGCAAAAAGUGAACCCAGGAAAGGGAGUGAACGAGAAGCAGCUCUUCCACGGGACCCACCCGUCUCACCGAAUUGCCAUCUGCCACCAUAACUUUGACUGGCGAGUGUGUGGCACUAACGGAACCGUAUAUGGUCAAGGGAGUUAUUUUGCCAGGGACGCCUCCUACUCCCAUAACUACUCGGUCACAUCGACAGGCAAGAAUAUGAUGUUUGUGGCGCGGGUGCUGGUGGGAGACUACGUGACGGGUAACUCCACCCUGAAACGGCCGCCCAUGAAACCCGGCAGCUCCACCCAAUGCUAUGACAGUUGUGUGGAUACUUUGCUCAAUCCUUCUAUCUUUGUGGUGUUUGAAAAGCAUCAGAUCUAUCCAGAAUAUCUCCUGGAGUAUGAACCAAAGAAAGAGGAAAAGUCCUGCUGUAUCAGUUAAAAGAACCUCAGGCUCUGGACCCUCAGACUUUCAAUGUUAUAAACGUGUCCAGCGUCAGCAGAGCAAAUAUCUGGAAAUGUGAAAAAAAAAAAAUAAAUAAAUACCCAGGGCUAAAAUUCAGGGAUUCAAAAUUCUUAGGAAAAACAAUGAUAAACCAGUCAAACAAAUAAUCCGUUCAGAAUAAAUUGCAAUAGUUUUCAAGGAAUUGGCAGUUGGUACUAGACCCAAGACUCGCCCUCCAACCCCUGGUGCUGCUUAUACUUUCUGCCUUAAAGCCUAUGACCCUGCAGUUUGUAGAAUAUUGACCAGGGUUGCAAGGCUGCAGUUCCCAGCAUGCUUCAUGCAUUAACAAUAUGCUGGGAGUUGUAGUCCAACAGUGAUCGGUUACCCUGCGAUUGAGCAGAACUUUCAUGACCCCUUUUUAAAAAGCUGGCAAUUUACAAUAAAGGCACUUUAUGACCAUACGUAAAGAAAAGGCAGAUUUGGGGGGCGCCUUUGCCAUUUUCUUCCUCACGUCAAAAUCUGUUUACUGUGUAUAUUCAUAUUAAAGUAUUCUCUGUAA
Xenopus laevis (African clawed frog) is the source of this 3902-nucleotide messenger RNA. RefSeq names its product protein mono-ADP-ribosyltransferase PARP12 (gene parp12.3.S). NCBI's taxonomy places the organism in Eukaryota, Metazoa, Chordata, Amphibia, Anura, Pipidae. Gene Ontology annotation, cellular component: cytoplasm; nucleus. Gene Ontology annotation, molecular function: glycosyltransferase activity; transferase activity; NAD+ poly-ADP-ribosyltransferase activity. Bases 101 to 3340 code for a protein of 1079 amino acids. The transcript has 13 exons. The record is from RefSeq and is a predicted model, not a curated record.